This is a messenger RNA of Ruditapes philippinarum (Manila clam), 1320 nucleotides long. RefSeq names its product fibrillin-2-like. The transcript has 8 exons. The record is from RefSeq and is a predicted model, not a curated record. Lineage: Eukaryota; Metazoa; Mollusca; Bivalvia; Venerida; Veneridae. Bases 17 to 862 code for a protein of 281 amino acids.
ACAAAAAACUGAGACCAUGAGUAGCAUACAAUGGCUUGGAUUAUUGGUGAUACUGACAUAUCUUGUACUUAAUGGUCACAUUUGCAAUGCUGUCAAAGUAUCUGAGACGGUGUGUAAUGACGGAGGGACUGAGUGUGCUGCUAUCACAAAUUCAGCAUGUGACGUUCAAAAUCAAAAAUGUAAAUGCAAUAAUGGCUUUAAGGAAGAUGCUAACGAUGGGAGUACAUGCAUAAAAGGCAAAGUAUCAGAAAAGGUGUGUAGUGACGGAGGGACUGAGUGUAAUACUAUUACAAAUUCAGCUUGUGACGUCCAAAAUCUAAAAUGUAAAUGCAAUAAUGGCUUUAAGGAAGAUGCUAACGAUGGGAGUACAUGCAUAAAAGCUCAGGUUUCUACAGUGGUAUGUUCAGCCUCGGGGAAUGAGUGUAAUGCUAUCCCGUUUGCGGUAUGUGAUACACCCACCAACCUUAAAUGUAAAUGUAAGGACGGUUACAAGGAAGAUUCAAAUGGUGGAAUUACUUGCAUUAAAGUGCUAGGAACUCAGUGCUCCGGAAACAUUGCCUGUCCAGGUGCCACUAAUUCAGCCUGCACAGGUUCUAAAUGCACUUGCAGCACAGACUAUGGUGAGAGAGACAAUGUCUGCAAAAAAUUGUUGAAUACCGUGACGUGUUCGGCAAAUGGUAAGGAAUGUGACACACUAGACCAUGCUGAAUGUGAUGAUAAGGGAAAAUGUACAUGCUCGGCUGGUUUCACAAUGAACGUCGAUGUCUGCACAGCUAAGAAUUCGGGUACUACUCUGUCAAUGAAACUCGGUAUCUUUGUUCUACCCGUAUUGGUUGCAAUUCAUGCGGCAUUCAAAUGGUAACGUAAUGAGUAUUAGCUGAAGAAUGUCAACAGCUGACUUUAUGGUUCGGAUUUUUUUCGGAAAGACUUAUUUGUAGUAUUCACUAUUUUGUUUUAAAGAGUGACAUAUUUAGUGGUUGAAGUUUUUUUAAAGGGCUAAAAGUAUUAAUUAUAUGCGAAAAAUUAUUAUCUACAAAUCUACAAAGUGGAAAAUGUGAAAAAUUAUUCAGAUAUCAUAUUAAUUACUUGCUAUUAUUUUAAAACUUCAAACGAACAUUGUCGUUGAAUAAUUGCACGAUUAUUAAGACCAACCAUUUACUUAUUUUUAUCUAUGAUUUUCUGUACUUGAUAUUACUUGUUACUUACGUGAUUGUGAGAAAAACAAGAAGAUGUAUAAAAGUACAAGAAGUAUGAUUAGAUUUAUAAGUAAAAAUAUAUUAAAAGAUAAACAGAUGUACAGACAUUAAAGCUUUCAAUCUA